AUGUCGGCCGCACUGAUCGCCCCGCUGCCGGAGGGGACGCAGUCGCAGAGCAUGGCGGUGCCUACGACCAGCGCGGCCCUCGACCAUGGUGCUCCCUCCGAGCUCAGCGUCAAGGUCGAAGACACCGAGACGUCCGUCGGCGUUCCUGAUCCGGGAGCCAGCGUCGCUCACCCCAUCGUGCUCGACGAAGUCACCGUCACCGUGACCAGGCCUGCGCAGCCUGCUGCCAAAGGUCGCAGGAAGCGAGCAGCUGCACCGGCCGCCACCGCGGACAUCGCCGGCCAUGACGAGGAAGCGCCCGCCCGCAGAUCGAAGCGAGCCAAGAAGGAGGUCAACUACAAAGACCUUUCCCUGGCGGCUCUCGCCUCGACGUCCGCAAGCUUGCCGCGCCAGAAGAAGGCUGCCUCUACGACGAAGCGUGGCAGCCAGAUCAAGCCCGAGAACAUGAAGGCGGAAGACGACGCGCGCGGCGUCGAGACUGCGGUCAAGAGGAAGAACACGACCAAGGCCAAAGCCAAGGGCAUCACCGAGGUCACCGUCAAGGUCAAGGCCGAGGCCAAGCGUGUCGACGGAAAGAAGCAGGUACAGCGUAAGCGCAAGCCCGUCAACCCGGCCAUCGCCGAGAUCGAAAACGACCCCAAGCUGAAGCACUUCCCUCAGGAUACCAAGAAUCGUAUGAUUAGGGUGCUCUCCCAGCGCAUGUUCCUCAUCAACCGCUUCCGCGCGCCCGGUUACCUCGACGAGGAGUUUGACAUCCUUGGGUCGGUCGGCGACGUCUACAAGGUGACGGUGUCGGAGCAGCCGCGCUGCAGCUGCAUGGACUAUCGCAUCCGAAAGGUGGUCUGCAAGCACCUCCUCUUUGUCUACCUCAAGGUUCUUCGACUGCCCAGGAACUCGCCAGUGCUGCUGCAGCGCAGCUUGACCGACGAGCAGCUCUUUGAGCUGUUCGAGGCCGCCCGACCCAACCCCGUCGAGGAGGGCGUCCAGGCGCCCAAGCAGCUUCGCAGGGCCUGGGAGGAGUCGGUCGGCCUGCGCAAGCCAGGGCAGGAUUCGGACGACGAGGGCGAAGGGAGCGCUCAGGCCGACAAGCCAGAGGAGCCGCAGGGCAAGAGGGUGCUGCCGGUCGAAGGCGAUUCGUGCCCCGUGUGCUACGAGGAUCUUGACGCCGACGCUUCCGACGGCUUGACCUUCUGCGCCACGUCCUGCGGCAGACCCCUGCACGACGAGUGCUUCGAGCAGUGGUGCAGGUCCAAGGGCGGCCUCGCUUCGGGCUCGGUCACUUGUGUAUGGUGCCGUGCACCCUGGGCACCGCUGCACGCGGCCGCCGGCCCUUCGUCGCAGCCUGUGAUCAACGGCUACGGCAUCGGCCUCGGAAGCCGCGGUGGCGUCCAGGGCAUCGAUCAGGAACGCGGGGUCCUCAACCUGGCCGAAGCUGCGGGCGUCAGCACCGUCAGGGACACCUCGACGUACGGCCGCAAGUAA
Pseudozyma flocculosa PF-1 is the source of this 1482-nucleotide messenger RNA. RefSeq lists its product as uncharacterized. The coding region runs from base 1 to 1482 and encodes 493 amino acids. The transcript is spliced from 3 exons. NCBI's taxonomy places the organism in Eukaryota, Fungi, Basidiomycota, Ustilaginomycetes, Ustilaginales, Ustilaginaceae. Gene Ontology annotation, molecular function: zinc ion binding; ubiquitin protein ligase activity. The record is from RefSeq and is a predicted model, not a curated record.